Messenger RNA from Branchiostoma belcheri (Belcher's lancelet), 993 nucleotides. RefSeq names its product tripartite motif-containing protein 3-like. Lineage: Eukaryota; Metazoa; Chordata; Leptocardii; Amphioxiformes; Branchiostomatidae. Gene Ontology annotation, biological process: proteasome-mediated ubiquitin-dependent protein catabolic process; negative regulation of translation; protein polyubiquitination. The transcript has 2 exons. Bases 1 to 993 code for a protein of 330 amino acids. Gene Ontology annotation, molecular function: protein binding; translation repressor activity; ubiquitin protein ligase activity. The record is from RefSeq and is a predicted model, not a curated record.
AUGGCUAAAAACCUGCCCUCCAACACCGCACCAAAAGCAAUGGUCGUUAGAAACGAGUUCUUCAGCGAAAGUAUGGCAAAACCAGACACAGGAAUUGCGCCAUCCACGUUCACGCAAGCUGCCGACGGUGCCAGUCACCACAUCUCUGGUGAAUGUUGUGACGUAAAGCAGAAGAAGAUCAAGUUUGGUGGGAGGGGAAAAGAACCUGGAAAAUUCAUCAAUAACGUUGGAGUUGCCGUGUCUGCUGACAAUGAAAUGUUUGUAACUGAUUGGAACAACCAACGUGUCCAGGUCUUCAGCAUGAAUGGGACCUACCUCCGCCUCUUUCGAACCGUCGUGCCGGGUAAAAGUAAGAAAAUGUACCCUUAUGAUGUUGCUUCGGACAUAGGGCCUGGCUACCUGUGGGUACUGGGGAGGAGCUCGCGCUUUAAUAAAGGACAUGUCGUAAAGUACAGUAAGAACGGACAGCCCAUCCAAAAAUUUGACGUAAGCCUCAAGAGCGUCUAUCCCGCCAUCGCGAUGGACGUGCGUAACAAUAACGUUAUCGUGGGUGACAAAAAAACAGUUAUGAUGUUUGAUCCAAACGGCUCUCGCCUUUGGAGUUCAGAAGUGCGUACGGUAAACGGAAUCUCGGGAGUCACAUCGGACAAGGAGGGAAAUGUCCUGCUGACGGAUGGGUCUAAAGCCAUCCAGAAGCACAAUUCCUCCGGAGUAAAGAUAUUUGAAUUCGGCACCUAUGGAAAGGGGAAGGGGCAACUGAAUCGUCCGACUGGUAUUUGUCUGGACACCUCUGGUCGCAUCAUCGUGGCGAAUUCUAACAACAACCGGGUAGACAUGUUCACAAGCCAGGGCCAGUUUGUCCGCACCAUCGCGAUCAUUACAUACCCGCGGGGUAUCGCUAUGGGACCAUGUGGAGAGUUGGUUGUGACCAGCCCAUUAACAUACACUGUAACUAUAUUUCCACGAGCAAAUGGUGCUUCCUUGAAGCCCUAG